AUUCAAAUGCAUAUCGCAAAAUUGUUCAAACUUUGGGUUAAGGACUCAAGGGAUUACAAAGAAAAAGAAUAAUUAAAAAGUUACUACUUAUCAUUUUGUGCCAGUUGAUUGGUAGUUGGACUGGCCUUCACGAAAAGACAAGGAUUUUGCUUGUAAUAGCAGCCAGUCAUCUGCAGCUUUAUCCGUCCUCCUUAUUUUUCCUUUUAUUUCAUGGCUUUUUUAUGGAGCUCAUAACACCUGCUCCAACUGGCAAUUCCAGCAUCAUUCUGAUAAACCAUUUCUCUCAUGUCUUUUCCAUCAACUAUUACCAGCCUUAGCAGAAGAGGUAAAUUACAUAGCCAGAGCUCCAUCUAAGAAGGUGGGACUUCUCAUUUGAUGCCAAUUAUAGAGCAAGUUGAAAAGGGGGAGGAGAAUUUCAUGGAAGAGGGCUUAGGGUCAGUUAAAGCAGCCAUUGAUUUGUACAAAGGGAAGGUUCUUGAAGGAAGUUCUGCACUGAACAAAUUCUCAAUUAUGAAGUCUUUAGAGAAGCCAUAUCCAAGAACCAGCCAACUUCACAUAGCAAGAAGGGAUGCCGGGCGAUUCACUGACAGCAGAAAUGUUGCAGAAUCAAAAAGAGCCCAAGCAGAAUCUGAGCUUUUGGAUGCGAAAAAGAUGGUGAAAGAGCUAACUUCACAGAUAGAAGAGUUAAAUUCAAGGCUAAAUGUCAGGCAUCAAGACCUGGAGAAACUGAAGUCAACCAAACAAGGAGGAAACUUGGGAAUGACUCUUCAAAACCCUCAGAAUACUCAGCAUUCCAAAGUCGUAACAGAGUUGGGAUAUGCAAAAGAACAACUGAUUAAGCUUAAACAAGAUAUGGCUUCCAUCUUAGAAGAAAAAAGAAGAGCGGAGCAAGAAAUAGAAGCCUCUAGUUUGAAAAUGCAAUCUUUUUCGAGCAAAGUAGAAGCAUUAAGGAAGGAGGUUGAAGAACUUAAUGAAGAGCUCGUGCUAGUUGAGCUGGCUCGAAUAGAGGCCAUUAAAGAAUUCAGAGCAAUUGAAGCUCAAAGAAAGGAAGGCGCUGAGAAACAUUCUGCAGCAAUGGAGAAGAACAGGAAGAAAAUGAAUGACGUGGUCCAAGAAAUUCAGAUAUCAGAGGAGCUACAAGCAAAACUCGCCUCCACAACCUCAGAUGUCCAAGUUUUGGAAAGUGAAUUGAAGCAAGUUAAGGAUAUGGAUAGAUGGAAGCAGAAAAACGAGAGCUUCAGCUCCGAAUCUCAUUUCCUGGAAAAAGACUUAUCUUUGUUGCAGUCGUUGAAACAAGACUUGGAGGCAGCAAAGAAUGAAUUAGCUUCCAUCAAAAGAGACAGCUUUCAGUUCAUGGCUUCAAUGGACGGCGUGAGGAAUGAGCUUAAUCGCAUCACUGAGGAAUCAGCUCGAUUAACGGAAAAAGGAAACAAGGCCGACUUGACAAUUCAGAACCUCAACACGAAGCUUCUGAGGGCGAAAGCCAAACUGGAAGCAGUAUCGGACAAUGAAGGAAAAGCAAGCUCUAUUGCUUCGAGUUUAUUACUCGGUCUUGAACAAUUUACAAGUGAAGCUGAAGAAGCUGAGAAAGAAAGGGUGACAGCCGUUGAAGAAACUGCAAAAGUCAAGGAAGAAAUUCAGAAAACUGAAUCUGAAACAGUCUUGGCUGAAGAAAAAUGGGAAGCUGCAAUACAAGAGCUUGAAACCAUCAAAUUAUCAGAAGCUACUGUCCUAAACAAUCUAAAAAGACUUGUUGAUAUUACUAUGAAAAGUAGAACAUCCGCUUCCAGCACCACAAUAACUAUUUCAAGAUUUGAGUAUGAGUACUUAACGGGACGUGCAGCACGGGCAGUUGAAAUUGCUGAUAAAAAAGUUGAAGCAGCUCAGGCUUGGGUAAAAGCUUUGCAAGCAAGUGAAACAGAGAUCUCAAUGAAGACAGAGAUCGUCAGAAAGGAAAUCCAAGAGCUUAAGAUGGAAGAAGAGCAAAAAGGCCUGAAAAUGGAGCAUUCACCAUCCGCAAAAAUGUUGGUCGAUAUGCAGUUGCAGAAAUGGGAAGAGACAAAUGAAAAAGACCUGAAACAAUCGCAGAAUGGUUUACGUAGAAAAUCCUCCUUAAUAAGUGGAAAAAUGACACCAGCAAGACGAGCUAAGUUCAGAAACUCAAUAUCUUCUGCACCACGAACACCUAGAGCGGCUUCCCUCACAGUUAGGAGAAGAAGAAAGGUAAUACCAAACAUAGCUAAGUUAUUUAAUGGCAAGAGCAACGAUGAGAACCUGUAAUCUUUAUUAUUGCAACUGCAAAUACUUGCCAAAGUUCUCUGAUGCAAGAGAUUAUGUCCAACUAAA
Lycium ferocissimum is the source of this 2346-nucleotide messenger RNA. Its product is annotated as protein PLASTID MOVEMENT IMPAIRED 2. Lineage: Eukaryota; Viridiplantae; Streptophyta; Magnoliopsida; Solanales; Solanaceae. The transcript is spliced from 3 exons. The coding region runs from base 376 to 2280 and encodes 634 amino acids. The record is from RefSeq and is a predicted model, not a curated record.